AAUGUAACUAUUAUCUGUUGUAUACUGUGUAUAUGUUAUGUGCUUUAUCACACCACUAAUCUAUAAGAGAAAAGCAUAGAGAUCACUCCUGCAAGGAAAGAUCAAAGAAAGAGUAAACAAAACGUAAGAAUGGCGACAACAAAUUCAACAAUCCGAGGAUUGGAAGAUAUGUUGAUGCACAUGUUGAGAAGAUGCCACAAGACAACAUAUUUGAGGAGAAUACAUGCCCUAAUGGAGAAGCUGUCACUGCUGCAAAGCAAUUUCUUGGUGACAAAAAUGGUGGAUAUCUGCGACCAAAACGGAGAGAUCGAGUACGCAAGAUUACUGUUCGAAAGGGUUAUUAACCCCAACAUUUUCUUGUACAAUGCAAUGCUCAGAGCAUAUACACACAGCCAUUUGUACAUACUGACCAUCAACACGUAUAAAAAAAUGCUGAGAAGCUCUGCACCACAAUUACAAGAAAAAAUAAUUCCUGACAGAUUUACUUACCCUUUUGUUCUUCGAUCCUGUGGAGGGCUUCUGAGUGUUUUGCUAGGAAAACAAGUUCAUGGGCACGUCUGUAAAUAUGGGUUGAUUGGUAAUAACAUUGUUGUGAAUUUGUUGUUAGAUAUGUACGUCAAGUGCGAUGGAGUUGCUGAUGCCCGUAAGGUAUUCGACGAAAUGCCUGAAAGAGAUGCCAUUUCUUGGAACAGUCUUAUAUUUGGGCACAUGAAGUUGAGCCAAGUGAAGAAAGCAAGAGCCCUGUUCGAAGCCAUGCCAAAUAAGACUAUUGUUUCUUGGACGGCUAUGAUAUCCGGGUACACGAAAGUCGGAAGUUUUGGGGAUGCUUUGGAUGUGUUCAGAAGAAUGCAGAUGGCGGGGGUGCAGCCGGAUUGGGUCACAUUGGUCGCAGUCUUGCCGGCUUGUGCUCAGUUGGGAGCGCUGGAGCUCGGAAAAUGGAUUCAUUUUUACGCGGAAAGGAACGGGUUUAUAGAAAAGAUCCGCGUUUGCAAUGCAUUGAUUGAAAUGUACACGAAAUGCGGCAGUAUGAACCAAGCCUUGCAGAUUUUUGAUAGUAUGGCUGAAAGGGAUGUUAUAUCCUGGAGCAGUAUGGUUGCAGGGCUAGCGCAUAACGGGAGGGCGCAUGAAGCGAUUGCGAUGUUCCACGAGAUGCAGAGGGCGAAGAUCGAGCCAAAUGAGAUCACAUUCGUGGGUGUAUUGUCAGCAUGCGCGCACGCAGGCCUGUUGGACGAGGGGCUGAAGUAUUUCGACUUGAUGCAAAAGGAUUACAAAGUAGAGCCUGAGAUCGAGCAUUAUGGUUGCAUGGUGGAUCUCCUAGGGCGCACGGGGAACAUUAGCCGUGCGGUGGAAGUGAUAGGGGGCAUGGAAAUGGAAGCAGAUUCGGCGAUAUGGGGUUCGGUGCUGAGCUCCUGCAGGAGUCAGCGCGACCUGAAGACGGCGGUGGUUGCAAUGGAGCGUCUGUUGGAGCUGGAGCCGGAAGACACGGGGAACAUGGUGCUGCUGGCGAAUAUAUACGCCGAUUUAGGGGAGUGGGAAGGGGUUUCGAGGAUGAGGAAGUUGAUUAGGAGCAAGAAGAUGAAGAAGAGGAGACCUGGUUGUAGCUUGAUUGAGGUGAAUGGAGUGGUUCAAGAAUUUGUGUCUGGAGAUGAUCCAAAAGCAGCAGCAGCAGAGGCUGUUUUGGUGCUGUUGGGUGUCCAAAUGUCAACUGAAUUUUGGACUGAUGAUGAGUUUCUUGAUCAAUAAAUAGACAUUACCACAUUG
Messenger RNA from Andrographis paniculata, 1761 nucleotides. RefSeq names its product pentatricopeptide repeat-containing protein At2g20540. The coding region runs from base 130 to 1743 and encodes 537 amino acids. Gene Ontology annotation, molecular function: protein binding; RNA binding. Gene Ontology annotation, biological process: RNA modification. The transcript has a single exon. The record is from RefSeq and is a predicted model, not a curated record. Lineage: Eukaryota; Viridiplantae; Streptophyta; Magnoliopsida; Lamiales; Acanthaceae.